AAGUUCAAACCACAAGGGUCAAAACGAAAGUUUCCUCCGUGCGAAGAGCUGGACAGUGGACCAACGAGAGAGAGUGGUUCUGAAUUCUGAUCGAGAGAGAAGACACACGAGACUGCAGAGAGAACUAGAGAGAGAGAGAGAGAUCGAAGAAGACGAGAGAGAAGAAGAAGAAGAAGAAGACGAGAGAGAAGAGUGAGGAUGGGGGGAGGAAUGGAAGCAAACAAGAACAGGUUCAUAGAAGAGUGGGGAGCCGCAAGGGAGAACCUCGAGCACAACUUCAGGUGGACCCGUCGCAACUUUGCCCUCGUUGGCAUCUUCGGCGUCGCCCUCCCCUUCCUCGUCUACAAGGGCAUCGUCCGCGACUUCCAUAUGCAAGACGAGGAUGCUGGGCGGCCAUACAGGAAGUUCCUCUGAGUAUAUCCUGCAACUGUUUUUUUCAAUAAUGGUGCUGAAGUGAAACUGUCUGGGCUUCCCUGAGUGCCACAAGAAGUGUGACUCUCACAUUAUGUGGACCUCAAUUUUCUAUUAAUGCUCUGUUGCAAGCUUUUGCCGUAUUGUGUUAACACUUUCCUAUGGAGAUUGAUUGUCUUGAUUUCAGUUGGCAUUUGAUGGUUACAGGCCUGUUUUUUUUUUGGUUUACCUUUGUUUGUAUUUUGUUGAUGGAACAUCCGUCCUUGUGCAUGGCCUCUCUCUGCAUUUGUGUGUUGGUGAUGCAUGAGUUAGUCCAAAAUCCUCUAAAGCUUUGGAUGAUUGCUUUACAUUUUUUAAAAUACGUUAUGUAGUGCCACCCUAUGGUUCUUGUGCCA
Messenger RNA from Rhododendron vialii, 806 nucleotides. RefSeq lists its product as uncharacterized. The transcript has 2 exons. The record is from RefSeq and is a predicted model, not a curated record. The coding region runs from base 199 to 414 and encodes 71 amino acids. Lineage: Eukaryota; Viridiplantae; Streptophyta; Magnoliopsida; Ericales; Ericaceae.